Messenger RNA from Acanthoscelides obtectus, 705 nucleotides. Lineage: Eukaryota; Metazoa; Arthropoda; Insecta; Coleoptera; Chrysomelidae. The record is from the annotation of a GenBank genome assembly.
AUGUUACUUUUUUUUAGUGUUAGAGGAAAAGAAAAUCGAGAAUCUUUCAGCGACUCGUCGUUCUGCAGCAACAGUGACGAUAUGUUGCAACAGCCUAAAAAAAAAGUUGUACAUAAAAAGAAAAAGAGAGAUCGUAGGUAUGAGUGUGGUCAUUGUGAAAAAGUGUCCACAUGCAAAAAAAGCGCUAGAUGCACACACUUUCAGGCAUGCAGUAAGAUCCAUUUUGAUAGACAUUUAUUGAAACAUCCAGAAACAGCUGGUUGUUAUAAAUCCAGCAAAUGUGUACAUUGUGGUAAGGUAUAUUAUGAUAAAAAAAAUCUGGAUAAUCAUAUAAUUCAGAAACAUCCUGAACACAUUGAUACAGUUACUAGCAAGAUUCAUGAAUGUGCCAAGUGCAGUCUCAAAACGACUAAAAGCAGUGAAUUCACGCGUCAUAUGACGUUAAAACAUCGGGAAGGUAGCAGCCCUCAGCGUAUAGUAUGCGGACACUGUCCAGCUAGUUUUAGACAUAAUCGUUCAUUGAACGACCAUAUACUUAAAAGACAUCCGAGUUUUUCUUCGUCGGUCGACAAUAAAAAAAUAUAUGAAUGUGACAAGUGCGAUUAUAAAACUGUAAUUCGAUCUUCUUUAGUCCGCCAUAUAAGAUCCAAGCAUACUGAAACAAUACCCGUUAGGCCGUACAGAAUCCUUUGCACAAAACACUGA